Molecule: messenger RNA, 426 nt
Organism: Enterobius vermicularis (human pinworm)
Lineage: Eukaryota; Metazoa; Nematoda; Chromadorea; Rhabditida; Oxyuridae
Source: the annotation of a GenBank genome assembly
AUGUAUUGGACAAUUGUAGUUUUACAGUUUUGUGCAGUUAUUUUGGCAGAUUAUUGUGGUGAAAAUAAGGUACCGUUUGGUUUAGAGGUACAUCGAAACGGUCAACCGUCAUUACUGUGCGCUCGACCAAAUUGUGAAGAACGAAAGUUCACAGAUUGUGAAGAUCGCGCUAUAAGUUCGUCAUGUCCCGAGAACAACACAUUGGUUGGUGGCUUCGACAAAAGUUAUGGCAGACAUCAGCCUUUGUAUUUACUGUGUUGCGUUUUCGAUGAUCUUCGAUAUUCGACACCGCUUUAUAAUGCCGUUCUGGUUCGACCAGGUGAAUAUUUUGAAGGCGAAGAGCAGGUUGACGAACAAACCGAUGUUGUGCAGUCAUUUGAAGUUAUCACCAAUAUGAGAAUGGUCCAAGACGUCAAUAAAACGUAA